Armigeres subalbatus is the source of this 573-nucleotide messenger RNA. RefSeq lists its product as uncharacterized. The coding region runs from base 1 to 573 and encodes 190 amino acids. The record is from RefSeq and is a predicted model, not a curated record. Lineage: Eukaryota; Metazoa; Arthropoda; Insecta; Diptera; Culicidae. The transcript has a single exon.
AUGGGAUUCUUUGAUCCGCUCGGACUGUUGUCGCCGUUCACCAUUCACGGCAAAAUAAUCAUCCAGCAUCUGUGGCGCUCCAAAUGUGACUGGGACGAAGAAAUCGACACAGAUUCCUGGGAUCUGUGGAAGCGGUGGACAAAACUGUUGCCGCAACUAGAGGAGAUCCGGAUCCCCCGAUGCUAUAUCGGCGGUGCGAGGUACGCCGAAGUUGAUUCGCUGGAAGUGCAUAUUUUCACCGAUGCCAGCGAACAUGGAUACGGCUGCAUCGCAUAUCUGCGAGCAGUAAUCCAAGGAGAAGUCCAUUGCAGUCUGGUAAUGUCGCGGGCAAAAGUGGCACCGAUAAAACGUCAGUCAAUUCCCCGUCUGGAGCUCAUGGGAGCUGUGCUAGGAGCCCGGAUGAGCCAAACCGUUCUGGGCACUCACACCUACGAUAUUAGCCGAACCGUUUUCUGGACUGAUUCCAGCACCGUGUGCAGCUGGCUCAAUUCCGACCAACACCGCUACAAGCAAUUCGUUGCUUUCCGGGUCGGAGAAAUCCAAGAACUGACGAAGGUGGCAGAUUGGCGAUGA